AGCCAGCCACAACUCAAUCUCCACACACACUUCUCUCCCUGAAAAUAUGUCUCCGCUGCUAUCAUCCAUCUCCGGCGGAGGACCAUUUCCGAUCUUACUUUCUACCACACCAGCAACAACAUCCUUUUCCCGACGCUUUUCGACUUCAUUUGCUUCUCUAGAUUCACCACAACCGAAGUCAAUUUCCUCAAAAACACCUUUCGCCGUUGACUCAUCGUCCAAAUCGUCUGAUAGCAGCUUCAAUUACGCGCUUGCAAACCCUAACGGAAGCGAUCCUGCUUUGCAGUUUGCUAGGUCUACUGAGUCCGACAUUGAAAGGGUGAUAUUUGACUUCCGGUUUUUGGCACUUCUGGCUGUUGCAGGCUCAUUAGCUGGUUCCUUGUUAUGCUUUCUAGAUGGCUGUGUUUAUAUCAUUGAUGCAUACAAAAUCUACUGGACGGGCUGUUUGAAAGGAAAUCUUUCAGGGAAGAUGGUGACUCGUUUAGUUGAAGCAAUAGAUGUUUAUCUUGCUGGGACGGUCAUGCUAAUAUUUGCAAUGGGCUUAUACGGAUUAUUCAUCAGUAAUUCACCUGAUAAUAUACCGCCAGCAGAAGAUCGCGCUCUCAAGAGUUCUUCCUUGUUUGGGAUGUUUGUUUUGAGAGAGCGACCUCAAUGGAUGAAGAUCAGCUCGCUCGAUGAAUUGAAGACGAAAGUUGGACAUGUGAUUGUGAUGAUUCUGUUAGUAAAGAUGUUUGAGAAGAGCAAAAUGGUGACGAUAUCGACUGGUUUGGAUCUGUUAACCUACUCUCUUUGUAUAUUCCUAUCUUCUGCUUCCUUGUACAUUCUUCACAAUCUUCACAAAGAUGAUCAUCAUAAAUAACCAACUUCAUUUAAAUCCAUCCCCCAAAUUAUACUUGUUUGUAACCCUAAGGCAAUUAAUUAUUCAAGCAUUACUACUUGUAUAUAUAAGUUGUAAUCCAUUUUCAUUUAUAGGUUUAUCUGAACAUAUAUAUGCAUAUGGUUAUUUGUACGC
Messenger RNA from Cynara cardunculus var. scolymus (artichoke), 1012 nucleotides. RefSeq lists its product as uncharacterized. Lineage: Eukaryota; Viridiplantae; Streptophyta; Magnoliopsida; Asterales; Asteraceae. Bases 47 to 859 code for a protein of 270 amino acids. The record is from RefSeq and is a predicted model, not a curated record. The transcript is spliced from 5 exons.